ACUUGGACCUAGUGACCUGGAUAGAGCGCGCCUCUGCGGUAGUCUCUGCCGGUGUCUCCCCGCAGUCAGCCGGCAGUACUGUACCUCAGUCGUAGUGUGAUAGUGAGAGAUCACGGAUACCACCACACACACACGUGAUGAACAUGUCUCACAGUCGGCUGUUGCUGUCAUGAUGACGCGAGGAAGGAUGAAGACGAAGAUGACGAGACUAUUGUUGUGCUUUGUGGCAGUGUGGUGUUGGGGGGUGGUCGGGGCGGGGACACAGGGAGCGGAAGAGUUGGAGUUACUGGACCUGGUGGACUCUCUGUCCAGACAGGACGAGAUAGUGGUGAUGGAAGGGGUGAGGAUUAAGAGGGCGGGUAAUGCCACAGUGGAGGACACUGUAGGGGAUGGACGAGGAAGUGUGGAGGACCGAGUGUUGGACAAGCUGCUGGGGUUGACGAAGACCCACGUGUUGGACGUGAGAGUGCCAGAGGUGGUCAGGGGUGCCAGACAGCUAGCAGAGAACAUGCCUCGUUUCGGGUUCGGCAAGAACUCGUUUUUGACGGGAUUCGGGCUUGGAUUCCUCGCAUUCGGGUUGAAGAAACUAUUGCUGCCGCUGUUCAUCGGUGCGCAGGUCGUCAAGUCGGUGCUGCUAGCCAUGUUCCUGCCCAGCAUCAUCGGCGGUAUAGCCAAGCUGAUGGGGAAGGGGCUGACGUCAGUAGCGCAGAGUUCCAGCUCUUCGGGUAGCAGUGGAGGUGCUGAUACCAUCAGCGACUUCGACUUUAAAGACUCGGGAGCCGGUGGAGGCGGCGGGUACGACAGCCUAGGAGCAGGUUCUGACGACUCCAACACAGGGGUGUGGACCUACCCUCCGGACAACAACCUCGCCAGACAGCCGUUCCCUGCCUACACCAGCUCCGGGCUAGGGGCCUCAUCCAGCGCCCUCAAGCAGCCUCUAGACAGGUUCCAGAAGUACUCCUACCACGAUACAGUGGGCGCUGGAAUGAAGCACUUCUACUCGCGUGACAAGUUGCAGGACUUCAAGGUGUUCCACAACAUCCCUGCCAGUUCACAGCUGCUGGCCAACUACGACCCGUUCUACAGCCCCUUGCUGUCACGCCUGGACAGCGUGUUCCAGCAGUUAGGCUUGGGCCACGGCCAGGAGCCUUGCAGGGAACGGUUAGUCUGUGAUAUGUACAACAACCCUGCCAAGUUCGCACCCUUCAGCAACCUCGUCUCUGCCCAGUUAAGCAGAGAGCUGAACGAGUUGAGGAAACCGUCCACCGAUAACCCGGAGAUCUUGAGGUUCUUCCGGUACAUGAAGGCGGCCAAGGACGGGCAAGACGGGGAGGUGUGUGAGCGCGUGUACGGGGGCUGCGCCCUCCCUCUGGACACCCAGGGGCGCCCACCUAUGGUCACUACUUUCAACGACAUCAACAAACUCGUCCAGGCCCGCAAACUGAAAAUGUGAAUUUGUGAUCACGAACCGCUUAAUAUUCGAGGCUUGUACCAUUGUUAUUGUUGCCCUGAUCAAAGAACAAAAUUAAAUUAACUUGUAAAUUCCGUGAUCUUUUACAGGUCUUCUCAUGGAAUCCCUAAACGUGUUGGUUAGUUUACACACCCUUUAGGGUUAAUAAAUUAAUAUUGGUAAAUAUUAUACUUUACAUACUCAGGAUAUGCUAUUAUAGUAAUUACUUAGCUUUAUCUCACGGAAAAUUUUCAAAUUUACUUAUCAAAACAGUAUUCGGCUUAUAUAUUCAACCACACGACGGUGUUACUACCGCCAUCUAACUUUUAACCUGAAGUAUGCUGCUAAAGCUCUGAUGGAAGUAUUGUUGUGAUGCUAACAUUCUCUUCAGCUCUUAUUGCUAAACCUUGAAGUCACAAACUUUCAUGCGUCUAAACGAAUAAUGAGAUUUGGAAACUAGAAUGUAUUACAUAAAUUUUCCUUUUUAGUCGAAAUACUUUACUCUUCGUUACCGCAACACUUAUAAAUACAGAAUUGUCUUGGACUGUAGAAUCAGGUCUGGUAAUUUUCAAUCUCCGCUCGUUUUGCAAGGUUGUAGGAGAUAAUUAAAUGUGUUUAUUUUGAUGUCGAACGAGAAAUAUAGUUUAAGUAAGAAUUAGACUUAUAUUAGUACACUAGGCGUCUGGGCACUUAACCUGAUAGUAGACUACAUGCUCUAGAUAUAAGACCAGGACGAAACCAGAACCACUAUUUCGAUGCGUUUAGGGCAACAGUUUAUAAAAUAAAUUAACUUUAAUAAAACUGUUAUACUUUUAAGAUAAAAUGUCAAAUACCUAUGCAUUAGGUAUAAUAUUUGUAGAAAAACGUUUAGUGAGGAUUUUGUACAGCAUAAACAUUACGUAAAAUUCAUUAAUGUAUGAGAGUGCAGUAGGCUAAACUAUUAUUUAUUUAUGUGUGUUUGUAUUUAUUGUAUGAUGUGUACAGUUAUGUGUGUAUAAUAAAUCGUAAGCCCAUU
This is a messenger RNA of Homalodisca vitripennis (glassy-winged sharpshooter), 2465 nucleotides long. RefSeq lists its product as uncharacterized. The transcript has 6 exons. The record is from RefSeq and is a predicted model, not a curated record. Lineage: Eukaryota; Metazoa; Arthropoda; Insecta; Hemiptera; Cicadellidae. Bases 170 to 1453 code for a protein of 427 amino acids.